This is a messenger RNA of Ceraceosorus guamensis, 354 nucleotides long. RefSeq names its product winged helix DNA-binding domain-containing protein. Gene Ontology annotation, molecular function: sequence-specific DNA binding; DNA-binding transcription factor activity. The transcript has a single exon. Gene Ontology annotation, biological process: regulation of DNA-templated transcription. The annotation marks the transcript as partial. Lineage: Eukaryota; Fungi; Basidiomycota; Exobasidiomycetes; Ceraceosorales; Ceraceosoraceae. The record is from RefSeq and is a predicted model, not a curated record.
CCUCCCAAGGCCGUCGCAUUUGUCACAAAGCUGUAUGACAUGCUCAACACUGAUGAGUGGAAAGUGCGAGAUCUAAUCCGAUGGUGCGAGCCCAACGAGUAUGCAGAGGUGCCAGAUGAAAAGCCAGGAACUGCAUUCACAGUAUUCGACAUGGGCGAGUUCAGCAGGAACGUCUUGCCCCGCUACUUCAAACAUGCCAAUUGGCAGUCAUUCCAGCGUCAAUUGAAUCUGUACGGCUUCAGAAAGAUCAACGAUCAGACCCGUUCCACCCCUGGCAAUCCCGCAGUCUGGGCUUUCAGGCAGAAGUUCUUUAGACAAGGCAAUCCCACCCUCCUGAGCGCCAUCACAAGACGG